Haplochromis burtoni (Burton's mouthbrooder) is the source of this 1501-nucleotide messenger RNA. RefSeq names its product complement C3. The annotation marks the transcript as partial. The transcript is spliced from 14 exons. Gene Ontology annotation, cellular component: extracellular region. The record is from RefSeq and is a predicted model, not a curated record. NCBI's taxonomy places the organism in Eukaryota, Metazoa, Chordata, Actinopteri, Cichliformes, Cichlidae. Gene Ontology annotation, molecular function: protein binding.
UUGUGUCUGUCAGAGCUAUCUCACUGGCCUGUACCUAGAGGGGGCACUUACACUUUGGAAACCACAGCUUAUGCUCUUCUUGCUCUUGUCAAGACUCAGAACUUUGAAGAUGCCAGACCUGUUGUGAGAUGGUUCAACACACAACAGAAGCUGGGCGGAGGCUAUGGAUCAACUCAGGCUACUAUAAUGGUCUAUCAAGCUGUAGCAGAGUACUGGAUCAACGCUAACGAACCACAGUAUGAUCUGAAUGUGGACAUCAAGUUGCCAGGAAGGUCGGCACCUGAAAAGUACAAUUUCAAUCAGAACAACCACUAUGCCACAAGAACGUCUAAGUGAGAAGAAAUUAACGAUAUAAACCAGGACAUCACAGUGACUGCUAGGGGAACAGGAGAAGCAACAGUGACAUUGGUAUCACUGUAUUACGCUAAGCCCAAAGAACGGGAGAGUGACUGCCAGAAUUUUACCCUCUCAGUGGAUCUCGUAGAAGGUACUUUGAUAAAAAUCAAUGCAACUGAAAAGAUAUACAAACUUAGGAUAGAGGUCAUGUAUAAGAACAGGGAUCGUGAUGCAGGCAUGUCAAUCUUGGAUAUUGGCUUACUAACUGGUUUUGCUGUUGAAACAAAAGACCUGGAUUUGUUGUCUAGAGGACGUGGCCGCACCAUAUCAAAAUAUGAGAUGAACAAAGUCCUGUCAGAAAGAGGCUCACUCAUCAUUUACUUGGACAAGGUUUCUCACACACGACCAGAGGAAAUUGCUUUUAGGAUCAAACAGGAAAUGCCGGUGGGCGUCUUACAACCCGCAGCCGUAUCUGUCUAUGAAUACUAUGAACAAACACGCUGUGUGAAAUUCUACCAUCCAGAGAGGGAAGCUGGAAAACUACUGCAGCUCUGUAGAGAUAACAUAUGCACAUGUGCUGAAGAGAACUGCAGUAUGCAGAAGAAGGAAAAAAUCCCCAAUGAUGACCGCCAAGCUAAGAUUUGUGAAAGUACAGAGACCAGCAAAGUAGACUUUGCUUACAAAGUACUGGUUGAAGAGGUUGUAGAAGAGUUGUCCACAGACAGUCACAAAGUCAAAGUGCUGGACCCCAUCAAAGAAGGGAGUCUUGAUGUUGGUCCACUGAAUAAACAGCGCAUAUUUCUCAGUUAUCAACACUGCAGAGAAGCUUUAAGUCUGGAACAAGGAAAAACCUACCUUCUCAUGGGCUCAGAUAAAGAUAUUCACCGAGAUGACAAAAAGAAUACAUUCGAGUACGUAAUUGGUGAGAGAACCUGGGUUGAGUAUUGGCCUACAGCAGAAGAGUGUCAGACUGACAAAUACCGGGAUACCUGCUUGGGCUUGGAGGAGAUGGUCAAUCAGUACUCACUCUUUAGAUGCAUCGACUAGUAAAACAAAAAACAUUUCAAAUCUUGUUAUUCUGCUGUUUUUACAAUUUUCUGUAAAACAGAAACUGUUAUAAGGGUUUCACCAUUUUACUGCAAUGAUUAAAAUGUAUUAAAAUUUG